CGAGCCGAACUAAGCCGAGCCAUACCGCGGGCACGCCGUCGCACCGCCGCCAGGAUACGCAGCGCUGACGUGUCGACGUAAACACGUGCGGCUCCCUGGUUACAGGUUUCUCUUUCUAUUUUUUUCGUCCCUCCCUCCAUCCCCCCUCGCUCUUUCUCAGCAUUCCCUGACAACAGCAGCGAUGGCGGAACCCCCAGCAUCGGGAGCGACGGCAGCGACAGAUGCACCAUCCUCGUCUCCGACUCCGGCCCUUUCUCCCGCAGUCAGUCCGGGCUCGGAGCCUCCUUCCAUCGCGCUUUCUCCCUCUGCGGGCGGUUCCCAGCGACUGCUCUUCUCCCACGACCUGGUGUCCGGUCGCUAUCGCGGUUCGGUCCGGUUCGGCCUUGUCAGAAUGAUACACGGCGAAGAGGAUUUCGACUCCGACUCGGACAUCGACGGUGAUGGCGGAGGUGGCGGCGGGGGCGGCGGUGGAGGCGGCGGCAUCGCCGGUAGCUCCGACACCGAGAGUGGGGCGGCGGACAGCAGGGCUCGGCCCCUGGGACGGGGCUACGUUCGUGUGCAGUGGUACCCAGAAGGAGGAAAGCAGGACAUCCGAGAGACGAAGUUGAAGCUGGAGGACCGCUCCAUCGUGCCCAGGGACAUCGUGCGGCGUAUGCAUGCCAACGACAGUCAAUGUGGCACGGUGAUCGACAUCAACAUAGAGUGUGCGGUGAAGCUGGUGGGAACCAACUGUGUCCUGUACCCCGUCAACAGCAGAGACCUGCAGCACAUCUGGUCUUUCAUGUAUGGAGACUACAUAGCCUACGACUUCUGGCUGGGUAAAGUGUAUGACCUGACCAACCACAUCAUUCUGAAGCUCUCCAACGGAGCCAGGUGUUCCAUGAGCGUUGAGGACGGUGCUAAGCUUUAUGACGUCUGCCCCCACGUCAGUGAUUCGGGGCUUUUCUUCGACGAGGCCUACGGUUUCUACCCAGGCCAGGUGCUGAUCGGACCUUCCAAAGUGUUCUCCAACGUGCAGUGGCUUUCCGGGGUCAAGCCUGUGCUCAGCAAGAAGAGCAAGUUCAGGGUGGUGGUGGAAGAGGUCCAGGUUGUGGAGCUGAAAGUGACGUGGAUCACAAAGAGCUAUUCCCCGAGGGGUACAGACAGUGUCUACCCACCGCCCUCCACGAUCACGCAGGAGAACCUCUGCAGGGUUAAGCGACUGGGCUACUAUGACCACACUCAGAGGCAGCUGGGCGAAAGGGCCCUCUAUGUCUUUCCCCCCAAAGGUGAUGCCACCCGGAUCACCUGCGAGGGGCCCGAGGGGGCCCCCAUCCUACCCGAGGACCCUGUUGCCCGGAAGUUGAUAAAGAUGUUUAAGAAAGACGUAGGGAAGAAGACCACAGACCACGCCGAUGGACAUGGUGCCAGCCAGCAGCUGGCGGAAAAGGCAGAGAGGCCUGAAGGUGAGAAAAAGCCCGAGUUACACCAGGAGCUGGUGACCAUCCAGGAUAAGGUGGAUGCUGGCUGCCUCAACAACGGUCCACUAGAGGCAGACGGGCAGCCCAAGGACGGCGCCCUGGAAACGGCGGGCGACCCAGACGCGGAUGACGAGGCGGCGGAUGACACGGACGACACCAGCUCCAUGACGUCGUCGGCGAGCUCCACCGCGUCCUCGCAGAGCGGAGGCAUCGGCUCGAACCGCAAGAAGAGCAUCCCGCUGUCCAUCCGCAACCUGAAGAGGAAGCACAAGAAAAAGAGGACCAAGUUCUCCCGAGAGUUCAAACCCGGAGACCGAGUGGCGGUGGAGGUGGUGUCCACCAAGACCACGGCGGACGUCAUGUGGAAGGACGGCACCGUCGAGAAGGGGAUCCGUUCUAAUGAUCUCAUCCCCAUCCAGCACCUGGACAACUACGAGUUCUGUCCCGGGGACUUCGUGGUGGACAAACGACCCCAAGCUUCUCCAGACCCUGGGAUAUAUGGGGUCAUUCAGUCCGGGGACCACAAAGGCAGGACGUGCGCAGUGAAGUGGGUCAAACUCAAUGCCACCAGCGAUGAUGUGGAGGUUAUCGGCGAGGAAGACGAUGUCAGCGUUUACGACAUCGCUGACCACCCGGACUUCCAUUUCCGCACUACGGACAUCGUUAUAAGGAUAUGGAGCUCGGAAAAUGGCCAGGCAGCCGAUUGUGAAAACGAGACAUCGGUGGGCCAGGUGUCCCGCGUGGACAUGAGCAGCAAGGUGGAGGUGGUGUGGGCCGACAACUCCAUGACCGUGGUCCUGCCUCAGCACCUCUACAACGUUGAGUCAGAGAUCGAGGAGACCGACUAUGAUUCAGUGGAAGGCAGCAGCAGCGGGGCCUCCUCUGAGGAGUGGGAGGACGAGAGUGACAGCUGGGAGACGGACAACGGGGUGAUGGAGGAUGAGCCGCCCGGGGAGACAGCCCCGGCUCCGCCGCCUACCAGCCAGGCCGGCGUCCCACAGGAGGCCAAGGUGGUGACCCAGCACCCUGCCACAGUGGAGGACCUGGAGGGGGCCAUCGCCUCAGCCACGCUGGCGGGAGCGGGAGGUGGUGGAACAGGGGCCGAAGAGAAGGCGGGCAAAGAGGGAGCACCACGGGGCUUCCGGGAGCUAAAGGAGGCUCUGAAGAUUCUGGAGAGCCUGAAAAACAUGACGGUGGAGCAGCUGUGGACCGGUUCACCUACAUCACCCACCUUGGAGCCAGAGAAGCCCACCAAGGAGAAGCGAUUCCUGGAUGACAUCAAGAAACUGCAGGAGAACCUGAAGAAGACACUGGACAAUGUGGCCAUCGUGGAGGAGGAACGUAUGGAAGCUGUAGGGGAGACGGACAAGGAGGAGAAGCAGCAGGAGCCCCAGACGCCCGUGCGCUCCGAGUGGCCCAGCGACACACCUGUCCUCUGCCAGCAGAGCGGGGGCAAGCCGGGUGUCACCUUCACCAGUGCCAAGGGGGAGGUCUUCUCUGUGCUUGAGUGGGCACCAGACACUCACGCCUUUAAGAAAAUGGAGUUCCAGCCUGCGGAAGCCAAGAAGUUCUUCAGCACUGUGAGGAAGGAGAUGGCUCUGCUGGCCACCUCGCUGCCAGAUGGUAUCAUGGUCAAGACAUUUGAGGACCGCAUGGAUUUGUUCUCGGCUUUAAUUAAGGGCCCCACGCGUACCCCCUAUGAGGACGGCCUCUUCCUCUUCGACAUCCAGCUGCCCAACAUCUACCCGGCAGUCCCGCCGCUCUUCCGCUACUUGUCACAGUGCAGCGGCCGCCUGAACCCAAACCUCUAUGACAACGGCAAGGUCUGCGUCAGCCUUCUGGGAACCUGGAUCGGCAAGGGCACUGAAAGGUGGACCAGCAAGUCCAGCCUUCUGCAGGUGCUAAUCUCCAUCCAAGGGCUGAUCCUGGUGAACGAGCCGUACUACAACGAGGCCGGCUUCGACAGCGACCGGGGCCUCCAGGAGGGCUACGAGAACAGCCGCUGCUACAACGAGAUGGCCCUUAUCAAAAUGGUGCAGUCCAUGACACAGCUGCUGCAGCAGCCAGUGGAGGUCUUCCAGCAGGAGAUCCUGGAGCACUUUCAUAUCAGCGGUUGGAGGCUGGUGCACCGUUUGGAGGCCUGGCUGGAGAUAAACGAGGCGGUGGAGCGGGGCUACAGGGGCCGCGGGCCGGAGCGCACGCCCUCGGAGGAGGCGGGGCCGGCGGCCGUCUCGCACGGGGUGCUCUACAGCAGCCCCGGCAGCCUGGAGCUGCGGGAGGAGGAGCUGGAGGACUCGGGCCUGAGUCCCUCCACCACUGCGCAGCAGGAGCUCAGCCAGAACUCGGACUGCGAGAGCCUCGCGGCGCCGGGCGGGGAGGCCGGCUCGGGCGCCAGCACUGAGCAGAUGGGGAAGAGCCAGCAGGACUCCGCGGGAGGCCAGCCCGCCGUCAGACCAAAGAAGAGGAGGAAGAGCUACCGCAGCUUCCUGCCGGAGAGAAGCGCCUACCCCGACAUCGGCUUCCCGCUCUUCCCGCUCUCCAAGGGCUUCGUCAAGAGCGUCCGCGUGGUCCUGCAGCACUACCGCGCCGCCCUAGCUGCCGCCAGCAUCCCCGAGCGCAGGGAGGACAAGUAGGUGCCCUGGAGCUCCACAGUGCCCCCUGCUGCCUACACCCCUCUUCCAGCCACCCCCCUCUCCCACACAGCAGUGUUGUACAGCAGUGUCCUGCCCCCUCCCAAAGGUAACCAAGCUGUGCCUGGGAGGAAGAUUAUUACGACUAUUAUUACUACUAUUAUUAUUAUUUUGGUAAAUAACCAGUCUGUGCAUAAAUCUAAUCUCUAACCCUAAGUUCCAUUGGUGCCCCACCGCAGUAGAGAUGUGAAUGAAGGUCCCCCCGCCUCCACCCCCAGUUUCACCUUUGUGGGGGCUGCUGCCUGUCCUGCCCUUGUCCCCCUGAAUCCCGCUGACAUUCUGACCACUCAGGGAGACUUGGACACAGAGCCUGUGCCUUGACAGGGGAGGAUCAGGAGUGAGAUGAUUUUUGUUUUUUUCUUUAUGGAGGACAUGGCCGGGACAUGCUGGUGUGGCAGGAUUUCUGGGGGGGUGGCAGAGGCUGCUGGGGGUGUCUGGAUCUGGGUGUGGGUGGUGGGGGAGGGGCCAGCUAUGCCCUGGAACAAAAAGCCUGGCAUCACUGACGGUGUGCACUGCUACAGCGCAUCGUGGGGGGGGAGGCACCUUCCCCGAUGGCAGAAAGGCUCCCCGGCACGCCGCCUUACGGACUUCUCCUCAGCAGCCGCAGAACAAACCGCACGAAGCGAGGAGUGACCAGCCCAUCCUUUGACCUUUGACCUAGGGGCACAUUUUCACGCCAUAACUCCUUUUUAAAGUCGCACCCGGUCGUGUUGCUCCUCUGCCACCUUCCAGGCUGCUGAACAAGCAGACCUUCAACGUGAAGAGCUGGGUGCUUUAAAAUCGCUGCAGCUUCUCGUGGGACUGGACCCCCCUUCUAUUAAAGUGGUUUAGCCUUUACCAGUGGAUCCCUGUAAUCCUUUUUGCAUCAAAACGCCACACACACACACACACACACACACACACAUAACAGCUCAAAACAAUCGAGUGAGGAGUUUACAAAAAAAAAGCUUUUCAGCUGGAAAAAAGGGGUGAAACUGGAUAGAUUAAAUAAAUGAAAUAUGACCUGUGGGUGAAUAUGAGCACCAGACUGAGGCUUGAUACUUUAUACCGCGUGUUCCUUUUAAAACAGGUUUGGAAUUUUCUGUUUUAGUCUCAAGAACUGGUAAAUAAACCCAUAAGGUAAAGUAUGAGCAGUUGCGUAGCAGAGUCACACCUUCAGUUUUAGACUUCCGACGUCUAUCCGAUAGAUCACAGCUCCAGUAGAUCGUUAAUUUAAACGCAGAGGGCGCCGCUCUGUGCUUAUUCGCUCGCUGGCUUAGCGAGUACACUGAUGUGCAUGCUGUAACUAUUAGUGCACCAGUUUGUCCAUGAGGUCUAGUCCCGGAGCUAGAUGCCUUACCUUACUUGGUAUUUACCAAGGUCUGGAUAGUGGACGGCGUUCAGUUAGUCAUUUUUCCCCACUACGCUUCAUCGCUUAUGGUUUCCAGAGCUUUUUGUAAAAGAAUUUUAAGUAAAAUGCUCCUCCCUUCAACUUAGUUUCAUAUAAGUGAGUCGUGUAAUUGGCGAAGGGAGCAAUGUUAUGUAUUUGAAUCAAUUUACUUUUCCCCCCCUUGCUUUUUAAAAAGAUACUGUCUUCUGGGCUAAGGGUAGAGGAACACUGAAGCACAACUAAAGGCAGGUUUGGUUCCUCUGUGCUUAACCCUUGUCCCUUAAACCCCAGUCGCUUCCACCUUAUCAGACUGGCCAGUAAAUGUUGCUCUUAUGUUGUUAUGGCAAAAAAAAAACUGCUUGUGUCUCUUGUGGUUUGGAUUUUUUUUUGGAUCUUCUCUUUACAUAUUCAGCCUGAAAAACUUGAGACUGGGUGUCAGUAAUUUUUUUGUGAGGUGGCUUAGACAUUGCGCUCCUUUCUCGGGCGCCACAAGGGGGCAGUGAUUCCAAGCCGAUGUUGCCCGAGGGUUUGCACAGUGUGUACAAUAAAGUGCAGAAAUCCAACUUGACUGGUCUCGCAAGUGUUCUUGAACAAUGAGUAUCCAGGACGUGUGGAGGCAGUCACUGUUUACAUCAGAAACAUUCAGCUGGAUACAAAUGUUCGCUUCCUUUCACGCCGCAUCCGUAAAGAAACCGAACUGGGUUCAUUACACAGGCUUUUCCACCUGUUAUUUAAAAAUUUUUUUUUUUUUUUUAAUUAAAUCAACCCCCACUUUCUCAGAACUGCUGAUGCUUGAUGUGAUGCGGGGCCAGAGAGUGUUUGACUUCUUUCUUUGAAAAAGUGUCGUGCAAAAAAAAAAAGAAAAACCAGCGCAAAGCCACCUUCUGUUUGUGUCAGGGAGCAAAUGGAGGGAAAUGACAAAUGCAAGGUCUGUCUGAUUUGUUUAAACCAAACCUGUUAGUCUUGACCAGUCUGGUUUACCUGGCAUGGCGAGUCCAGCUACCGUCUCCCUCCCGCUCUCUGGCUUCCUCUCGCCAUUCCGCCGGUAUCCCUGAUACGCAUCCUUACUUUAUCGUAGUUGCAGUGCCUAUGGUGUGUGGCUCCCCCCCCCCCCAGUACUGCAGCUCGGACUUUUAAUUUCCCAAUCUUUGAACAGAUAAUGUGAAGUUUAGGUUUCAAAAAAGAGGAAAUCAAGCACAUGAAGCUCUGUAAAAAAAAUAAAAAUGUUGGUGUAUGUGUACAAUACAAAACCCAUAUUAAGAGAGAGACAGCCAAAGCAUGUACAAUGUACCAUGUCGCUUUAAGCCUACAAUGGCUGCACACAAGACUUGACUGUAUGAUGUAAACAUUUCACAGUGGCCUGUCUUGGUAAACUAAUAAACUAUGAUUUGUAGCCUGAUUCCUCUGUACAGAUGUCAUGAUUAUAUAAAUAAUAUAAAUAUAGAUAUUUAACAAAUGUAGUGGAGUGAAUGCUUGGGGAUAUAUGUCUGCAGGGUGCCGUGUGACUGUUGUUUUUCUCUCAUGGGUCUUUUUUUUUCUUUAUUUUGUUUGCAUUAAGACAAUUGUACAAAGUGAUGCAUUAAAAUCUUUGCAAGCCAAAAACA
Paramormyrops kingsleyae is the source of this 7123-nucleotide messenger RNA. It is a transcript of the gene ube2o, whose product is annotated as ubiquitin-conjugating enzyme E2O. Gene Ontology annotation, molecular function: ubiquitin conjugating enzyme activity. Lineage: Eukaryota; Metazoa; Chordata; Actinopteri; Osteoglossiformes; Mormyridae. The record is from RefSeq and is a predicted model, not a curated record.